Messenger RNA from Eucalyptus grandis, 1305 nucleotides. RefSeq lists its product as uncharacterized. Bases 208 to 1113 code for a protein of 301 amino acids. The transcript has a single exon. NCBI's taxonomy places the organism in Eukaryota, Viridiplantae, Streptophyta, Magnoliopsida, Myrtales, Myrtaceae. The record is from RefSeq and is a predicted model, not a curated record.
GUACACUUCACAUGGAAAACCUCAGCGACGAGGAGAACCUCUGUUUGUCUCCUUCGAUAAUCCACCCAUUUUUCUUCUAGUAUAGGCAAGGGAUAGUGACCCUUUUCCUCUUCUCCUUCAUUAAUUCAACCUCAAUCACUCAAACCUUCAAUUUACAUUUCUGCUCUUCAGAUUCUAUUGUGCAAAUUGCUUUCAUCCCCUCUUGCGAUGAGGAGCGUGGUGACUUGCUACAGCGAACACGCCAUCAAAGUAUCAGACUCCUACUGUUCUGGGCCUUCAAACCAGUCCUAUUUGUCCCCAGUUUCGGUCCCCUCGAUGCCAAAUGCGGUCACUUGCAUCUACAAAUCGAAGCUCUCCAAUCAGAGGCGUCUCGUGAUCACCAUCACAUGGUGCAACAAUUUCUUGGGCCAAGGCCUCACCAUAAGCAUCGCGGACGACAAAUCUUCUCCUCCCAAGGGUAGUGCGAACUCCUGGCAAUUGCAGAAGAGGAAAGGCGCGAAAAGUUUCCAAUCUGGGAAUUCGAGGAUUGAAGUUUUCUGGGAUCUCCUCUCUGCUCAGUUCGAUAGCGGGCCAGAGCCAGUCAACGGAUUUUAUGUUGCUGUUUUGGUUGACUCGGAAUUGGGUCUGCUUCUUGGGGAUAUGAAUGAAGAACUGGAUGUGAUCAGAUUGAGAACAGGGUUACCCAACGCAAAAUUCUCAUCGGUUUCUCGGAAUGUGCAUUUCUCGGGCAAUUCACCCUAUUCGGCAAAGGCCCAGUUCAGCAGUUCGGGCAUAAGCCAUGACAUUCUGAUUGAGUACGCUCAUGAGCAAGAUUCGCGGAAUCCGGUGUUGUCCGUGAUGGUGGACAAGAAGAAAAUUUUCCAGGUGAAGAGAUUGAGGUGGAACUUUCGGGGGAACCAAACGCUUUACGUGGACGGGGUGUUGGUGGACAUGAUGUGGGAUGCGCAUGACUGGUUUUUCGACCCGAGAUAUGGGUAUGCAGUGUUCAUGUUCAGGACUAGGAGCGGAUUGGACAACAGGUUGUGGUUGGAAGAGAAGAACUUAGAUAUGCAGAAAGAGUGGGACAAUAUCGGGUUCUGCCUUCUGAUCUGUGCUUGUAAGAGUCCUAAUUAAGCGAUUCUUCACCGUCUUUUCUUCUGUUCUUUAGUUGGGUUUGGUCCUGAUUGCACUUUUGCUUUGUCAUUUUGGCAUUUUUAUUUUGUGGAAAAAAGGAAAAAGAUGGAUGGUGGAUGGUGAUCUACUGGAUAUAGCAGUACAUAGCUGGAGAUGUAAAUUUGUGCUUCAAAUUGUACAUGGAAAACUUCA